Messenger RNA from Labeo rohita (rohu), 12288 nucleotides. Its product is annotated as titin. The record is from RefSeq and is a predicted model, not a curated record. Bases 307 to 11037 code for a protein of 3576 amino acids. Gene Ontology annotation, molecular function: signaling receptor binding. Lineage: Eukaryota; Metazoa; Chordata; Actinopteri; Cypriniformes; Cyprinidae. The transcript is spliced from 124 exons. Gene Ontology annotation, cellular component: membrane; sarcoplasmic reticulum.
CCGUCCCACCAAUAACAUGGGCUAAAUUACCAGCACCUAUUUGCUGCGUCCCCUGCCAGAGCCUGAACUCCCCUGUUUAUGGCCCUGACCUAAUAUCCCAUUCUCCCCCAGCCAUGGUCCCAAAUCCGGCACUUUGAAAACCCUCAUCCCGCUUUUCUCACGAGAUUGCGAGGUUUCACCCGUGGAUUGGAUGGGGACGACAAAGAGGAACACCUUUUCCUGAGUGGGAUUUAACAUCAACUGGGUGAAACCGGCCAAAUAAGAUUACACAAGCAAAAUCAAAGGACAUUCGGCUGAAGUACCACCAUGGCUCAGGCAACUAAAGGUCCCAUAAUGAAGUCCAUCCCUCCCACCGCUGUAGAUGACCCAGCUAGGGCAGCGCACCCAGACUUACUUACAGCCAGGAGCCAUGGAAUUUUACGAAUCAUGAAUCGCCCGGCACAAUGGGUGGUCGUCAUCACACUUCUGAUCUCUUGGUCAAUAGCAGGUGUUAUCGUGUUUGACUUUGUCAGUGACGAUCAGAUUGCAAGCAUCCAGGAUUUCGGAUCUGAUCCAGCGCUAGCAGUGAGCAAAGCCAUUGAAGGCAUUGAAAACAGGAUAAACCAUAUGAACGAUAAGUUCAACGAUGCUCAAGAGUACGUCACUGAAAUAAUAUCAAAUCCGGUGGAAGCUAUUAGUUCAGCGGCUGACUCAUCUGUGUCUUAUCUGUCAGGAAUGUUUAGUGCUGAUGGAGGAGAUUUAGGAAUCACUGAAACAGUGAAAUAUGGUGGCACUGUAUUGGAUGAGGCUACAGAUUGGAUCAGAUCCCCAGUGAGCUACUUAUUCGACUUAUUUAAAGACACCCUGAAUAUAGUGUUUAUUCCAGUGGAUAUGGUCAGUGAAGCUGUUGUGCAAAUUUUAAGUGGGGGCAAGACUGUUAUACAAUAUAUUUCAACCAUGUUUGAAGGCAUUGGAGGGGAUGCAGACAUCACUGAAACAGUGAAACUUGGUGGCACUGUAUUGGAUGAGGUUACUGACUGGAUUAGAUUCCCAGUGGCCUACUUAUUCCACUUAUUUGAAGACAUCCUAGAUGUAGUAAUCAUUUAUCCAGCGGACAUUGCCAGUGAGGCAUUUCUGCAACUUUUAAGUGGGCUCAAGCCUAUUUCUUCAACCAUACUCAGGAACCUUGAAGCUUGGUUUCCCAAAAUGAGCACUGGUCCUGCAGAGCUGGCUGAAACUGUUGUAGAGGAGGCCGCAGAUGUAAAGACCACCAUUUCUAAUUACCUGUCCAAUCUGUUUCCAGGGGAUGAAGGUGGUAUUUCUGACAUUAGCUUUGAUCCCAUGAAAGUUGUCACAGACACUGUUGAGGAGUUUGCUGACAGGAGGGACAUGUUCUUGGCUUAUCUCUCAAACAUGCUCAUGGAAGACAAAGAUGACACACCGCAAGUCAUACGACGAAAAGGAGAAUUUCUGCCCCCUAUGGAAAAAGUUGCAGAAAUACUAGGCAAAACACAGGACCCUGCCUAUGCUGCCUACAUUUCCGUGAGAUCCACAGCGAAGGAGGAAGACACCAUUAAACAGGAAAUAAAAGAGGCUGAGGAGGAACGUGGUGAGGUGGAACCUGCUGAAGACACAACUGAAAAAGCUCAAGAUAUUGUAGACAUUACAAAGGAGGAAGGGAGGGUUGAAAGGGCUGAGGACAGCUCUGAUGUCACAGCUGAAGAUGAUGAGGUUGCCUCCGAUGUCGUUGAGGAGGAUAAAACUGCUGGAACAGUUGAAGAUAUUGCAGAUGUUGUUACAGCGGAUGAAGAAGUUACUGAAACGGCUGAAGAUAUUAUGGAUGUUACAGAGGAAGAAACUUCUGAUAUGCCAGAAGUAACAGAUGAGGGAAUAGCAACUGAACAGUUUGAAGAUAUCUCAGAUUUUGCAGAGGAUGAAUCAACUGUAACAACCUCUGAUGUGACAGAAGACAUUGAUGAUGUUACAGAGGAGGAAGUAGUAACUGAAACAGAUAUGCCAGAUGUUACAGAGGAGGAAACAUCUGAUAUUCCAGAAGUAACAGAUGAGGAAAUAGCAUCUGAAAAGUUUGAAGAUAACGCUGAUUUUAAAGAGGACGAAUCAGCUGAAAUUAUCUCUGAUGUGACAGAAGACAUUGAUGCUGUUACAGAGGAGGAAGUAGUUAUUGAAACGGAUGAAGAUAUUCUAGAUGUUACAGAGGAGGAAACAUCUGAUAUUCCAGAAGUAAUCGAUGAGGAAACUACAACUGAAAUGUUUGAAGAUAUCUCAGAUAUUGCAGACGAUGAAUCAACUGAAAUGACAUCUGAUGCUACAGAUGUAAAAGACGUUGACGAUACCUCAGAUGUUGUUACAGAGCAGAAAGAAGUUACUGAAACGAUUGAAGAUGCAGAUGUAACAGAGGAGGAAACAUCUGACAUGCCAGAAGUCUUAGAUGAGGAAAUAGCAACUGAAAUGUUUGAAGAUAUCUCUGAUUUUGAAGAGUAUGAAACAAAUGAAGUUACCUCUGAUAUGACAGAAGACAUUGAUGAUGUUGUUAUAGAGGAGAAAGUAGUUACUGAAACAGCUGAAGAUGUACCAGAUGUCACAGAGGAGGAAACAUCUGAUAUCCCAGAAGUAACAGAUGAAGAAAUAGCAACUGAAAAGUUUGAAGAUAUCUCUGAUUUUGCAGAGGAUGAAACAACUGAAGUUACCUCUGACAUGGCAGAUGACAUUGAUGCUGUUACAGAAGAGGAAGUUGUUACUGAAACAGGUGAGAAUAUUCUAGAUGUUACAGAGGAAGAAACUUCUGAUAUUCCAGAAGUAAUAGAUGAGGAAAUAGCAAUUGAAAAGUUUGAAGAUAUCUCUGAUUUUAAAGAGUGUGAAACAACUGAAAUUACCUCUGAUGUGACAGAAGACAUUGAAGAUGUUGUUACAGAAGAGGAAGUUGUUACUGAAACAGCUGAAGAUAUUCCAGAUAUUAUGGAAGAGGGAGCAUCUGAUAUUCCAAAAGUAAUAGAUGAGGAAAUAGCAAUUGAACGUUUUGAAGAUAUCUCUCAUUUUAAAGAGUAUGAAACAACUGAAAUGACCUCUGAUGUGGCAGAAGACACUGAUGAUGAUAUUACAGAGGAGGAAGUAGUUACUGAAACAGGUGAAGAUAUACCAGAUGUUACAGAGGAAACAGCUGAUAUUCCAGAAAUAUUAGAUGAGGAAAUAGCAACUGAAAUGUUUGAAAGUAUCUCUGAUUUUGCAGAGGACGAAUUAACUGAAAUUGCCUCUGAUAUGACAGAAGACAUUGAUACUGUUGCAGAGGAGGAAGUAGUUACUGAAACAGCUGAAGAUAUACCAGAUGUUACAGAGGAGGAAAUAUUUGAUAUUCCAGAAAUAAUAGAUGAGGAAAUAGCGACUAAAAAGUUUGAAAGUAUCUCUGAUUUUGCAGAGGAUGAAUCAGCUGAAAUUUUCUCUGAUGUGACAGAAGACAUUGAUGAUGUUUUUACAGAGCAGGAAGUAGUUACUGAAACAGCUGGAGAUAUUCCAGAUGUUACAGAGGAGGAAACAUUUGAUAUUCCAGAAAUAAUAGAUGAGGAAAUAGCAACUGAAAAGUUUGAAGAUAUCCCUGAUUUUGCAGAGGAUGAAUCAGCUAAUAUUAUCUCUGAUGUGACAGAAGACAUUGAUGAUGUUGUUACAGAGGAGGAAGUAGUUACUGAAAUAGCUGGAGAUAUUCCAGAUGUUACAGAGGAAAAAACAUCCGAUAUUCCAGAAAUAAUAGAUGAGGAAAUAGCGACUGAAAAGUUUGAAGAUAUCUCUGAUUUUAAAAAGUACGAAACAACUGAAAUGACCUUUGACGUGACAGAAGACAUUGAUGAUGUUGUUACAGGAGAGGAAGUAGUUAGUGAAACAGCUGGAGAUAUUCCUGAUGUUACAGGGGAGGAAAGAGCCGAUAUUCCAGAAAUAUUAGAUGAGGAAAUAGCAUCUGAAAAGUCUGAAGAUAUCUCUGAUUUUGCAGAGGACGAAUCAACUGAAAUUACCUCUGAUGUGACAGAAGACAUUGAUGAUGUUGUUACAGAGGAGGAAGUUGUUACUGAAACAGCUGGAGAUAUUCCAGAUGUUACAGAGGAGGAAACAUUUGAUAUUCCAGAAAUAAUAGAUGAGGAAAUAGCAACUGGAAAGAUUGAAGGUAUCUCUGAUUUUGCAGAGGACGAAUUAGCUGAAAUUACCUCUGAUGUGACUGAAGACAUUGAUGCUUUUACAGAGGAGGAAGUAGUUACUGAAACAGCUGGAGAUAUACCAGAUGUUACAGAGGAGAAAACAUUCGAUAUUCCGGAAAUAAUAGAUGAGGAAAUAGCAACUGGAAAGAUUGAAGGUAUCUCUGAUUUUGCAGAGGACGAAUUAGCUGAAAUUAUCUCUGAUGUGACUGAAGACAUUGAUGCUUUUACAGAGGAGGAAGUAGUUACUGAAACAGCUGGAGAUAUUCCAGAUGUUACAGAGGAGGAAACAUUCGAUAUUCCUGAAAUAAUAGAUGAGGAAAUUGCAAGUGAAAUGGCUGAAGAUAUUUCUGAUUUUGCAGAGGUUGAGUCAACUAUGAUGACCUCUGAUGUGACACAAGACAUAGAUGAUGCCUCAGAUGUUGUUACAGAGAAGGAAGAAGUUACUGAAAUUUUGGAUGUUACAGAGGAGGAACCAUCUGAUAUGCCAGAAGUCAUAGAUGAGAAAAUAGCACCUGAAAAGUUUGAAGAUAUCUCUCAUUUUGCAGAGGACGAAUCAGCUAAAAUUACCUCUGAUGUGACAGAAGAUAUUGAUGAUAUCUCAGGUGUUGUUACAGAGGAGGAAACAGUUAAAGAUAUUGCAGAUGUAACAGAGGUGGAAACAUCUGAUAUGCCUGAUGACACAGAUGAGGGAAAGACAUCUGCAAAAUCAGAGAUCUCUUUAAACAUUUCAGAAGACAUAUUAACUGAAAUUACUUCUGACAUUGAUGAUACCUCAGAUGAAGAUGCCUCUGCAUUUAUAGAGGAGAAAGAAACAACUGAAACAAUUGAAGAAGUAGCAGCUGAAAAAGCAGAAGAUACUUUCAGUAUUACAGCCAAAAUUGAAUUAGAUAAUACAGAUGAAAAUGAAUUUCAAGAUGAAGAACCUGAAACAGUUAAAGAUGCUUCUGAUCUCAUAGGUGAGGAUGAAGAACCUAAAACAGAUGAAGAUGCCAUCACUGUCGAAGAUAAAAUGGCUGAAGAGCCACCUGAAUUGGCUGAAGCUACUCGAGAUAUCAUCUGUGUUAAGGAAAAGACUGAAGCAACAGAACUUGACAAUCUUGAAGUCCUGGAGGAGAAGGAAGAUGUGCCAAUUAUUGAUGCUGACAAGGGCACAAAGAACCUGGAGAAUGUGGUAGAUGAAGAUUUAAAGGAGGAAACUAAAAAUCAAACUAUCUUGGGAACCACUGCUGGUGAAGAUGACCAUUAUGAUGAAGAGGAGCUUGUCCUUCCUCCUGUCCAGCAUAACCUCACAGACAGAGAUGAUGAAAAUAACAAUAACAAUGACAGGAAGAAAGAUGCCAUAAAAAGAGGCCUGAGCGGGAGAAAAACAUCAAAGAGUCAUUCCACUGAAACAGACGACCAAGACGCGCACAAGGAUCUUCAUGAAGAGUCUGACAAAGUUCUUGAACAAGUGAAAGAAGCCAAAGAGAAAAAAGCUAGAGAGGAGAUAUACAAAAUCAUUCAAGAUAUGAGGGAAAAGAAGGCUGACGGUGAAGAGGAAGAGAUAACGCUACAACAAAUAAACAUAACAGUAGAAAAAGUCAAGAAAAAAAAAGAACAUGAGAAAAAGGAGAUCGAAAAGGCUAAAAGAAAAGAAAAAUCCAAAGAAGACAAGGCUCCAAGACCUGAGAAAAAGGUUAAACCAGCAAAGAAAGAUGUUGAAAUGGCCAAGGACAAAACCAAAGCAGUCCCUGUAAAGAAAGGAGCUAAAGUGGCCAAAAAAGAGCCCAAACCAACACCAUCUAAGAAAGAGCCUGAAGUUACAAAAGAAAAGGCCAAACCAGCACGUUCAAAGAAAGCUGAAGUUAGCAAAGAAAAGGCAAAACCAGCUCCAAAAGAAAAAGUUGCUGAGGUUGUCAAGGAAAAAGCUAAGCCAGUAAAAAAAGAACCUGAGGUUACUAAAGAAAAGGUCCAGCCUGCACCUUCAAAGAAAGCUGAAGUACCUAAGGAAAAAGCUAAACCUGUAAAGAAGGAAGCUGUCAAAAAAGUAAAACCUGCUCCCGUAAAGAAAGAGCCUGAGGUUCCCAAAGAAAAGGCCAAACCGAAGCCCUCAAAGAAAGUGGCUGAAGAGAAAGAAAAACCUGUCUCUGUGAAGAAAGGAGAAGCCCCCAAAGAGAAAGAGAAAGCUGCUCCAGUAAAGAAAGAGGCUAAAGCUCUCAAGGACAAACCGGCCCUUUUGAAGAAAGAGCCUGAAGUUUCUAAGGAGAAAGAAAAACCACCAACUGCCAAGAAAGAAGACAAGCCAACAACUGCUCCUGUUAAAAAAGAGCCUGCAGUUGCAGAAGACAAAGUCAAACCAGUACCUUCAAAGAAAGAUACUGAAGCUCCAAAGGAGAAAGUGAAACCAGCCCCAGUUAAGAAAGAACCUGAGGUUUCCAAAGAAAAAGCCAAGCCAGAACCUUCAAAGAAAGAGGCUGAAGCUGUUGAAAAGAAGGCAAAACCAGCACCAGCUAAAAAAGAGCCUGAAAUUAUUAAAGAGAAGGAGAAACCUCCAAAGAAAGAAGCUGUAAAAGAAAAGCCCCAACCUGCUUCUGUAAAGAAAGAACCUGAAGUGCCAAAAGAGAAAGCAAAACCUGAACCUACCAAAAAAGAAGCAGAAGUUGCCAAGGACAAACUUAAACCUGUCGCUGUGGAGAAAGAACCUGCUGUUGCAGUUGAAAAGGCAAAACCAAAACCUGCACCAAAGAAAGAACCUGAGGUUACCAAAGAGAAAGCUAAACCAGAACCUGCAAAGAAAGAACCUGAGAUAACCAAAGAAAAACCCAAGCCACCAAAGAAAGAGGCUAUUAAGGAGGAAGCUAAACCAGCUCCUGUAAAGAAAGAGGCUGAAGUCAUCAAAGAUGUUAAACCAGCCCCUGAAAAGAAAGAGGUCAUUAAGGAGAAAGUUAAACCAGCUCCUGUAAAGAAAGAGCCCGAGGUGGCUAAAGAAAAGGCACCUGAACCAAAACCCAAAAAAGAGCCUGAAGUUAUCAAAGAGAAACCAGCACCUCCAAAGAAAGUUGAGGUUCCAAAAGAAAAGGCAAAACCAGUCCCUGAAAAGAAAGCACCUGAAAUAACCAAAGAAAAGCCAAAGCCAGCACCAAAGAAAGAGGCUGAAGUCAUCAAAGAGAAAGCAAAACCAGCCCCUGAGAAGAAAGAGGCUGAAGUCAUUAAGGAGAAAACUAACCCAGCCCCUGAGAAGAUAGAGGCUGAAGUCAUCAAGGAGAAAGUAGCUCCUGUAAAGAAAGAGCCUGAAGUUGCUAAAGAAAAGGCACCUGAACCCAAACCUAAACCCACAGAAAAAGUUGAGGUUCCAAAGGAGAAGGAAAAACCAAUCCCUGAAAAGAAAGCAGCACCUGAAAUAACCAAAGAAAAACCAAAGCAUGUACCAAAGAAGGAGGCUGAAGUCAUCAAAGAGAAAGUUAAACCAGCUCCUGAGAAGAAAGAGCCUGAAGUCAUUAAGGAAAAAGUUAAACCAGCCCCUGAGAAAAAAGAGGCUGAAGUCAAGGAGAAAGCAAAACCAGCUCCUGUAAAGAAAGAAGCUGAAUUUAUCAAAGAAAAAGCCAAACCAGCCCCUGAGAAGAAAGAGGCUGAAAUCAUCAAGGAGAAAGUUAAACCAGCUCCUGCAAAAAAAGAAGCUGAAGUAAUCAAAGAAAAGGCUACAGCAGCCCCUGAGAAAAAAGAGGCUGAAGCCAUUAAGGAGAAAGCUAAAGCAGCUCCUGUAAAGAAAGAGGCUGAAGUCAUCAAAGAGAAAGCUAAACCAGCGCCUGAGAAAAAAGAGGCUGUAGUCGUUAAGGAGAAAGCUAAACCAGUCCCUGAGAAGAAAGAGGCCGAAAUCAUCAAGGAGAAAGUUAAACCAGCUCCUGUAAAGAAAGAGCCUGAAGUUACUAAAGAGAAAGCUAAACCAGCCACUGAGAAGAAAGAGACUGAAGUCAUCAAGGAGAAAAUUAAACCAGCUUCUGAAAAGAAAGAGCCUGUAGUUUCUAAAGAAAAGGCACCUGAACCCAAAAAGAAAGAGGCUGAAGUUAUCAAAGAGAAAGCUAAACCAGCCCCUGAAAAGAAAGAGGCUGAAGUCAUCAAGGAGAAAGCUAAAGCUAAACCAGCUCCUGUAAAGAAAGAGGCCGAAGUCAUCAAGGAGAAAGCUAAACCAGCUCCUGUAAAGAAAGAGGCAGAAGUCAUCAAGGAGAAAGCUAAACCAGCUCCUUUAAAGAAAGAGCCUGAAGUUGCUAAAGAAAAGGCUCCUGAACUGAAACCCAAAAAAGAACCUGAAGUUGUCAAAGAAAAAGCUAAACCAGCCCUUAAGUUAAAAGAAGCUGACGUCAUCAAGGAAAAAGCUAAACCAGCCCCUGAGAAGAAAGAGGCUGAAGUCAUCAAGGAGAAAGCUAAACCAGCUCCUGUAAAGAAAGAGCCUGAAGCUGCUAAAGAAAAGGCUCCAGAACUCAAACACAAAGAGGCUGAAGUCAUCAAAGAGAAAGCUAAACCUGCCCCUAAGAAGAAAGAGGCUGAAAUCAUUGAGGAAAAGGUUAAACCAGCUCCUACAAAGAAGGAGCCAGAGGUUCCUAAAGAAAAGGCACUUGAACCAACACCAGAACCUGCAAAGAGAGUUGAAGUUCCAAAGGAAAAGGCAAAAUUAGUCCCUAAAGAAAAAGCACCCGAGAUAACUAAAGAAAAACCAAAGCCAGCACCAAAGAAAGAGGCUGAAGUCAAGGAGAAAGCUAAACCAGCUCCUGAAAAGAAAGAGGCUGAAGUCAUCAAGGAGAAAGUUAAACCAGCUCCUGUAAAGAAAGAGCCUGAGGUUCCUAAAGAAAAGGCUCCAGAACCAAAACCCAAAAGAGUACCUAAAGUCAUCAAAGAGAAAGUAAAACCAGCCCCUGAGAAGAAAGAGGCUGAAGUCAAAGAGAAAGCUAAACUAGCCCCUGAAAAGAAGGAGGCUGAAGUCAUCAAGGAGAAAGUUAAACCAGCUCCUGUAAAGAAAGAGCCUGAAGUUCCUAAAGAAAAGGCUCCUGAACCAAAACCCAAAAAAGAAGCUGAAGUCAUCAAGGAGAAAGUAAAACCAGCCCCUGAGAAGAAAGAGGCUGAACUCAAGGAAAAAGUUAAACCAGCUCCUGUAAAGAAAGAAGCUGAAGUUAUCAAAAAGAAAGUUGCACCAGCUCCUGUUAAGAAAGAGCCUGAAGUUGCUAAAGAAAAGGCUCCGGCACCUAAAAUAGAAGUUAUCAAAGAGAAACCUAAACCAGCCCCUGCAAAGAAAGAGGCUGAUGUCAUCAAGGAGAAAGUUAAACCAGCUGCUGUAAAGAAAGAGCCUGAAGUUCCUAAAGAAAAGGCACCUGAACCAAAACCCAAAAAAGAAGUCAUCAAAGAGAAACCUAAACCAGCCCCUGCAAAGAAAGAGGCUGAAGUCAUCAAGGAGAAACCUAAACCAGCUCCUGAGAAAAAAGAAGCUGAAGUCAUCAAGGAGAAAGUUAAACCGGCUCCUGUAAAGAAAGAGCCUGAAGUUGCUAAAGAAAAGGCACCUGAACCGGCACCAAAAAUAGCACCUCAGAUCAUCAAAGAAAAGCCAAAGCCAGCACCAAAGAAAGAGCCUGAAGUCAUCAAAGAGAAAGUUAAACCAGCUCCUGAGAAGAAAGAAGCUGAAGUCAUUAAGGAGAAACCUAAACCAGCUCCUGAGAAGAAAGAAGCUGAAGUCAUCAAAAAGAAAGUUACACCAGCUCCUGUAAAGAAAGAGCCUGAAGUUGCUAAAGAAAAGGCUCCAGCACCUAAAAUAGCACCUGAGAUAAUCAAAGAAAAGCCAAAGCCAGCACCAAAGAAAGAGGCUGAAGUCAUCAAGGAGAAAGCUAAGCCAGCUCCCGAGAAAAAAGAGGCUGAAGUCAAGGAGAAAGUUAAACCAACUCCUGUGAAGAAAGAGCCUGAAGUUCAUAAAGAAAAGACACCUGAACCUGCAAAGAAACCAGAACCUACAAAGAAAGUUGAGGUCCCAAAGGAAAAGGCAAAACCAGUUCUUAAAGAAAAGGAACCUGAAAUAACCAAAGAAAAGCCAAAGCCAGCACCAAAGAAAGAAGCUGUAGUCAUAAAAGAAGUUAAACCAGCCCCUGUGAAGAAAGAGGCGAUAAUUGUCAAAGAGAAAGCUAAACCAGCUCCUGUGAAGAAAGAGGCUGAAGUCAUCAAGGAGAAAGCUAAACCAGUCCCUGAGAAGAAAGUGGCUGAAGUCAUUAAGGAGAAAGUUAAGCCAGCUCCUGUAAAGAAAGAUGAUGUUGGUCUUCUUGGUUUGGACUUGGAGCUCCUGAACUCUAUCAACCAAAAACUGUCUCUUCUGGACUUACUGAGGAAGGAUAUUGGUGAAAUGAAGAGUGAUCUGGAGUCCACUCAAAAUCAAAUCACACUUUUACGGAUGGACAACAGAACGAUCAAAGAGCCAGAGACUGUUGGUGUAAAAGUAAAAGCAGCCAGAAAAGACCGUGAUGCUCUGAUGAACGUUACUAGGACAGCACGUAUUAAAGCAGAACGUGAUGCACUGAAAAACAUCACUAAAGCAGCACCUGCAAAGAAAGAAAAAGAGGCUCCAAACGCUAAGAUCAGACCAGAGCUCAAAAAGAAAGAAAUCACCCACGAGACGGUUAAAGAAGUAAAGAAACCUUUACAGAAAGAACCUGAGCUGGUCAAAGAAAAAGUAGUCGAGCCAACUGAGAAGGAAGCUGUUGUGGACAAGGAAAUAAAAGAACCUGAUGUCACCAAAGAUAUUCCAGAGAUAGAGGAGGAGGACGUUCCCUACUUCCAGUGUUUCUUUGUGGAUGAAGAUGAUACUCAGUAUCCGUUCUUCCCCUUUUCACCACCACUGUGGUGAGUCCAGUCAAACCUCGGAGUCUGAUGUUAAUCAACGUGGCAAAGCCAAUGAAGAUGGACCUCUAAACCUAAGAAACCUGCUGCUCUGAUGCAGCGGAGAGGUUCACAGUAGGUCCUAAAGCAUUACACCAACAAUGACCAAGAAAUGAGAAAGAUUUAAGUCACUACCUGGAUUUCAAAACUGGAAAACUUCCUUCUCAAAAUGUUUAAAGGACAGAGGUUGCAAGUGUUGCACUAUUUAUUAUGUCAUCUUAAGGCUAUCCGUCUUGUAAUCGGUAUUGUGGAUUUGCCUUUUGUUUCAGAAUGAUUAAUAUCUGUUUCUGUCUUAUAUACAUGUCCAAGAAGGAAUGUGAGUAUGGUUUAUCCAGACAGCACUGACAGGAAGUAACGAAAGAACUAACUUCCUUUCAGGAAUGUUCAGGAACGUAAGAUUUGAUAUAUACAUGGAACAUGACCUCAUUUUGAUGGGGUGCUAAUUCAAAGCAUUCCACUGUGUUUUCUGUCAGAAUGGGGUUUGUUCACUGAUCACACAACUGGAAAGGAGGAUAUAAUAGAUCAGGAAAUAAGUAAACAACUAUUUCAUGCAUCUUUUCUUAUUAAUACUGUUUACUAAACUGUUUACAGAAGUAACAACUGCACUGAAAAGUAAGGGCUUUGCACAGUAAGCACAGUUCCUCUGAAUGUAUACAUCUUUUUAUUUUAUUUUUUAUUUUAUUUCUUUUUAUAUAUAUAUAGAAAUCUAUACUUCCCAGAGGAACCAAAUAUGUUUGUUCAGUGCUCUAUGUAAAUAAACACACUGGAUUUUUCAUAACAAAAUGAAACUGUAUUGUGGUGCUAAAUCCAGGAAAAUGCAUUAAACAUCAAGGCAACUACAUUAUUUUAAUACACUACAUUGCAAACACUACUGUUUUAACAUUUCUCCGCAUAACAUGAAUAGUUUAUGUAAGAUAUGACUGUAAAAAUAUGGAGGUGUUUUUGCAAUAUUACAUGGAUAGACCUACCUAAUAUAGAAGAGUCAGUUAAAUGGCAUUCUGAAUUGUGUUACAAAAAUUGUUCAAUUGCACAUUAUACUCAUACAGAACCUUUUUUAGUAUGGGAUAAAAUAAUGUGCCAAAUGAAAUGUUUUGCAUGCAACCACAGUGUUUCUCAGCACUGCCCCUGGUGGCUUCCUAGCUCAUUACUCCAUUACAUGAUUUAAUGAUGUUAGUGAGUGUUUAAUGGUGUGUACUAGUAAAACACACCAUUAAACUCC